This is a messenger RNA of Puccinia graminis f. sp. tritici CRL 75-36-700-3, 747 nucleotides long. RefSeq lists its product as uncharacterized. Bases 1 to 747 code for a protein of 248 amino acids. The record is from RefSeq and is a predicted model, not a curated record. Lineage: Eukaryota; Fungi; Basidiomycota; Pucciniomycetes; Pucciniales; Pucciniaceae. The transcript has 5 exons.
AUGACCGAUCAUACUCUACUUUACAUACAGACUUUUGUGCAGAACAAGGCUAAGGAGGUGCUCAUGAGCGCCACGCUCGAUGUGUAUUCAAGCCUCCCGGUGAGGGGUGCCCCAGCAGCUGGCAGAACCCUUCUGGAUCAGGUCAUGGAUCAUGUGCGGGAGCAGUCGGAUGAGUUCAAGUUAGAUUACUUGCCUGUUGGGUUUAUUUCCGGAGACCUUUCGGCCCUUGCAAGUGUGAGCACGGAGAUCCGUGAACGGUUGAAGCAUGAGCGAGGAGCCAUGCGUAAUCUUCUUCUUACCAUGGUCCAUGAGCCCUCGGGUCGUCCAAUCACGCACCCGGUACCAAGUUUGACAAACCUGAUCAUUGAUUUGACCCAGCGGAUGAUUCCAGGUGUUGAGCGCGCCGCUGACCACGCAGCCAACCGGCGUUUGAGAUCGAGAAUUGCACACCUGCGUAUCCAGACCAUCUCGCAUUACGCCAGACGCGGCUCUGGUGAGUCCAACCGACAGUGGGCGAUAAUAGAUGAGCAACUGGUCGAUUUGAGGGCCAGGGACCCGCUGUACCGCCGAGCCUUUUACCGGCUAAUCAUGCAGCUCGAUAACGAAAUGUUCGGCGAUACUCUAUACACUGACAUGGACGUAGACCGUAUCCGAACCCCCACUGAAGACGAGGUCCUGGCCCAAAUGGCUGCGAUGGCGGAAGAACGAUUGUCCGCUGUACCAGCAAAUGUGCGCUCUGCGGAAUGA